Messenger RNA from Patella vulgata (common limpet), 5259 nucleotides. Its product is annotated as protein FAM110C. The transcript is spliced from 3 exons. Bases 380 to 1408 code for a protein of 342 amino acids. The record is from RefSeq and is a predicted model, not a curated record. NCBI's taxonomy places the organism in Eukaryota, Metazoa, Mollusca, Gastropoda, Patellidae.
GUUUGAAAUCACAACAAACAAAACAAGAAACAUGACAAAUGUAAACAAUCGGUAGAGAGGCAUGUCCUGAGUAUAAACGAUCCCGGUCGGGAUAAAAAAAAAAAUCAAUAUUAAAGUCAUGUCACCAUUUCAAUUAACUCACCUGUGUGCUAUUUUUAGAACAGAGCAACCCACUAAUACGCUGGUAUAUCCCACAGCAUGACGUAUCAUACGGGAAGUACGAAGUCGGUAGUGAGGUGAAGACACAUCAUAAAAGAAAAACAGUCGUAAUAUACCUGCUGGUGCAGUUCAAAUUAUCAUGAAAAAGCGGGAUAUUAAUUUGAUAUUGUUGGGAUUGUAGACAACUGUAAUGUAAUAUAGACACAGAAAACCAACAGUAAUGGCUUUACUGGUGACGUCUUGUACCAUGGGUAAACACCCAAGACAAUUGCUGGAUAAAGGACCAGAAUACCUACGAACAAAAACUAACAGUAAACUGUUUGCACACCACAGAAGAAGUGCAGUUGAAUUGUUAGCAGCAAGUAAACCACAGUUUGUUAAAAGCACACUAACUUUAAACGAAGACUUUGAGAGAGACAAAAAAUUAAAUCCAAACCUGUCAAAGUCUCCAUUGAGAUGUAAAUCCGAAUAUGAUUUGACAAAAAUUAGAGAUAGUCAGUGGACACAAGAUAAUAUUGAUGAACUGGAUGGUGAAAAUGUCGGGUCAGAGAAAAAGUUAACUGUUAAGGCUGUACCUUAUAUCCACCGACCUGUGAGAAGAAAAAUCAAUAUGUCUAACCAGAAAAAUCUAACAGAGUCGGCUACCACAUCACACAACCUAGAGAAUUGUAGAAUAAGUGAACAGUCAGAUGAUCCAAAUACUGGACAAAUUCUACGUAAAUAUUCUUCUUCGUCACUGUCUUCAACGGUUAUAAUGUCUGAUGAAGAAAAAAUGGUAGUGGACAAUGUUAUGACAUUAAGUACUGAUAUGAGUUCGACCCAAGAUGUGGAUAUGGAUUAUAAAAGUAGUUUUGUACAACGUUCUCAUUCAGAUUUGAGCUGUCAACAUUCUCGGAAUAGUUCUAUUGUGUCUGAUCGUAGCAGUGCCAGAUAUUCACGUGCAAGUGCAGAUUUGGAAAAAUUCUUCAACGGAAUGGGUAUUGAGAGAAAUAUUCUCGACCCCAUGUUACGAAGACAGGAUACCACCUCACAAAGAGAUUUAGACAUAUUUGAAGGAGUCAGUUCAUUGGAUUCACCGGAUACUAGGAGUGUUUGUAGUGGAGUUUCAAAAUUAAGUGAAAAAACUUUUUCAAGUUCUGAUUGCUCGGAGAGAACUCUACAAUCUACAUCAGUUGUAGAAAGGAAUGCACGCAUCAUUAAAUGGUUAUGCAACAUUAAAAAAGCUAAACAACCCUUGACAAAUGACUGAUUUCUAUGGGUAUUUUUUUUUGUAAUUUUGUGUAUCACAAGUGCUUUCACGUUACUGUUUACUGUAAAAAAAAUCCUGCACCAAAUCAAAGAAUGACAGUGUGUUGUUUAUAGAGAUGAUUGUUUUAUUAGUUGUUAUGAUGUCAGCAUAUUGUUGAGAUUAUUAUUUUUUAUUGUUAUGGGCGUCUACAGUAAUUUUUGUACCAGGAUGUAUCAGGUGGCUUUUUCCCUGAAGGUAAAAAUGGACUGGCAAAUGUAGACAUAAGAAUAAACUAUGAGGAAAAUAAUACCAGACACUGGUUAUGUAGGCAAUUUAAUAUGUACACAAAUUUAUGUCCUAUCUUUUAUAUCCGUACAAAAAUGUAACCAAAACCCAUAAUUGUCUGGGUCCUGGGCCAUUAUAUUGAUUUUCCUAACUGAAGUUUUACUCAAAUUCAAUCAUUUAGAUUAUGCGAUUCAAAUUACUUUUUGUAUAUUAGUUUUGACACAUAAGUUUGACAAGUAAAUGUGUUCAAAAUUUUAUUUAUUUAGACUUUUAUAUUCUACGUAGAUAUUCUUCUUCGUCACUGUCUUCAACAUUUAUAAUGUCUGAUGAAGAAAAGAUGGUGGUGAACAAUGUUAUGACAUUAGCUUUUAAAACCCUGGGCUCUGAUCUGUUAGAUAUACAUUAUGGAAAUUGAUUUAUUUUUAAAUAUAUAAUUAGUACAAUUCAAGGUGGUAGCUAGUAUUACAGAUAUUUAUAAGUAGCCAAUUAUAUUUAAUGUAUUAUAUUUUGUUCAUAGUGAAUAAACUAAAUGUAUUUGUAUUUUUAUACCGUUUGCAUUUGUGAUGAAGGCUUCCAAUUUCCUAUCUCUCUAUUUUGUUGUUUCUGCUGGUUUUUGAAAUAUUAUUUUAAGCCAAAUCUGGAGGUAGAUAAUCUCUUGUUUCUAUCUUAUAACUAAAAUGAUGCAAAUUUGUUUUAUUUUUAUACUGAGGUAAUUUAAUUUAAAUGAAACUUUAGAUUAUGAAUUGUUUGCAGAGAAUAUAUAUGUCAAAAUUGACAGCAAUAUUUUAUAUACAUGUAUCUGUGAGAGUAUCCCCAGAGAAGUAUAAACAUGGAAUGCUAAUUAUAGAAAACAGUCUGAUAGUUUUUUUUAAUCCAAGAUAAUAUCUCUGUCUCAGACUCUCAGUGUUUUUGUUUACAAAAUGAAGCCACAUGAAUAAGUUACAUCUGGUGUAGUAUAAAUGAAAUUGCUGUAAAUUUUGAAUAAAAUGGCAUAACCUCUUCAUUUUAUUGUAAUUGCCAGGUUAAUUAAAUUUGAUGUUUUUGGUUUGAUUUGUGGAGUAAUAAUCUGUCUACGCUUAAUUUUAGAUCUACUGUACAGAUGGAUUCAGCAUUGAUAUUUCACUGUUUUUGUGUUCAGCUUUAGAUAUUCUAAGCAAAAAAAAACAAAACUAACAGUUAACAAAACCUCUUCCACAUAGACAUACAGGCUUGAUGACUGUUAGAUGAGUAGAAUCCGAAAUGCCCGAAAAAUUUCGGUUACAUACGGCGGUCUCGGUCUUCUGCGAGAGGCAGAGGAGACGAGCUUACCAUGUAGGGACCCCUGAAGAAAUUUUGGAAAAUUUGACGGUCACUAAUGCGUUUUCCUGCUGUUCCAGCCUGUGAAUAUAGCAACUUCAAAGUGGUCUAAUAUAGCCUAAUUUAGGUGGCUUACUCAAAUUCCAAUCAACCUAUCAACUUCAAUAUGGUCCAAUAUAGCCUACCUUAGGUGGCUGACCUGAAUCCCAAACAUCCAACCAAUCAUUGCAGGUUAUGGGGCCCGCGCCCUUCCAGAGAAAAUUUUGAAAAUUCAGACCCCGCAAAUCCGUUUUUAUGCUAUUCUAGCCCAUGAGCUAAGCAACUUCAAAGUUGUCCAAUUGUUUUGUAACUGAAAUCCGACACUAUGUCGACCUGAAUUCCAACCAUCCAAUUAGACUGUUGCAACUGCAUUCAAUAAUAAUAAUCGAUGCCCGAAAAAUGUUGCACAAAGUAGAGUGGAUCCAGACAAAGGGUUUUAAUCCAUAGUCAGUUCAGUACAAAUUUGUGAUAUUCGAUUAAAAGAAAAGUAAAAUUAGUGUUUUAUUAGAUCUUGGGCACUUUAUUUUGAAAACUAGCUGAAAUAAUAAUUUUUGUUUACAUUUUAUCCGUCUGCAAGAAAAGUCAGAUUGCCCAAAAGUUAGGGGGUCAGCUGCCCGCCUUCCCCCUAUGCACUUCUAUUAAAUAUGCUGACAUGAAAAUGUUGUUGAGUGCAGUUUACCUCAUCAAAUAAACAUGAAGAUUGAUCCAGUCACUCAUUUUAUUUCUGAUGUCUGUCUGUAUGCAUUUACCUGGUAUAUGUUAUUUUAAUAAAGAUCUUUUUUAAUUCAUAUUAUAUAAUUAUCCUUGGGAUAUUAAAAAUGUAUAUUAAUUGUAUUUUUGAUCUUGGCUGUAAUAUAUUCAAAAAUCAAUGCAGAAUUUCCACUAGUUUCAUCCAUCAAAUGGGCUGUACUUCUGUGAUUUUAAUAUAACUAAAGGUUGUGUGUUGUUUUGUUGUUUUCAAAUUAAACACUUCCAUGUCUUACAUGAAGGUUUGUAUAAGCUUACUAAAUACAUGCAAAAUAUAUAAAAGUUCUCAGUGAUAUGUUAAAAUGCAAGUUUAACUGUUUUUUAUUUAUUAUUUAUAGACCUGUAAUAGUAAACAGGCAUUAUGUAAGAGCUAAAUAUGCCUAUUGCAGGUCUUAAAUUUUGUUAUAUAAAUUAUUAACAUGACAAGAUCAUAAUCAACUCUUGGUGCCAUCGGAUGGCUCUGUUUUUAAAUAGAUUAGAAUAGUUCAGCCAUUUAAUGAUUUAAUUUAAAACUGGAGAAGCGAGGCUAAGACUCGAAUGACCAGUACUGAUCAAUGAUAUGUAUUCCAUGUAAUUACAUCUAAAUAACAAUAAUAUAUGAUGCCAUGAAAUGAAGACCAUAUCCAAAUAGAAUUGUGAUAAUGUAGUAAAAGUUGAAUAUGGAGAUUUUUUUUAUAUUGGUUUAUUAUAAUUGUUUUUUUAUUUAUAUAUAUCCAUUAAUAACCAAGUUACGUAAAACAAAAGCUGUUAUAAACAAGAGUAUGUCUUGAAGUUCUAUUGAAGUGGGUUUUGUAAAUUGUAUAUAUUAUAAGAAAUAAGAGAUUAAUUAAGAAAACACAGUGUUUAAGGUCAUGAGACAAAACAAUCUAUUGAUUUUCAAUAAUUUCCAGUAUAUACUGCCAGGGUUAUGGCCCUUGCUUACUUAAGAAAAAUUUUGGGGAUGUCUAGAGACCAGUGUUAUCAUCUGAUUGACAUUAUGUUUCUACACACUGUUUAAGGUAAUGAGACGUAGAUGCCUAAGAUUUUUAACUAUUUCUGAUAAUUAGGCUACUACCAGAGUUAUGGCCCUUAUUUGUUUGAUUGUCUUUAAUUGAGGUAAUAUUAAAGGAUUUUCUGUUUGGUAGAUGGUGUAGGUAUGAUGAGUUGUCUGGCAACAUAUGUUUAACACUCAAGUAAAUAUAUCAAAUUGUAUUCAAAUGUUUUAGGAAUAUUAUAAUAGCUUGGUAUUACAAUGGCUUGGAGAAUAUUUAAUCCCAAAGGAAGAAGAUGAUUAUUAUUAGAUUUAUAUUACUGUAUGAGUUAUAUUAGUAUAAUAAUUGAUUAAUUGCAAGACCAUUUGUGAAAUAAUGGCUUUAUAGUAAUAUUUUAUAGAUUUAUGGAUAAUUAUUUAAUAUGUAGAUUAUAACUAGGUCAUGUGCCUUGUAUAAUGUCAGAAAUACAGCUUUUUAAAUCUCAUUCAUUGCCAAGCAAUCAAUCUAUUACUGAAAUAAAGAGGAUACAUUUCA